AUGAGUAGACAGUUGGGUAACGGCUUUUAUGGCCAAAGCAAUUAUGUUACAGGCCAACAACCGAUUCCACAAACGCAGCACUUAUUAUCACAUCCCACUCGAUAUCAUUUGGAAGAAACUGAACGACGUAGACAGACCCUCAACAACGAUGAAUGUUCUCCACCAACUCCGGCUGGUUCAUUUCAUAACACACUAGAUCCGGAAACGUUACAACAGUCGUCAUAUAUGGAACAUAUAAAGCAAGAGUCAGGUUCUUAUGAUAUUCGGACAGAAAUGGACUAUUCAGUGAUUUCACCUGUUUCUGGUUCUCCUUUCGGUUCUCCUCGCAAUAAUUUACCUGGGUAUGAUGCAGAAGAUUUUCCUCAGUCCUACAGGGCCUCUAGUCACCUUGAAAGUAUUGGUGGUGCUUCUCCGAGUCAUGAUAACAAUAAUGAUUACUUUGUGGACACCGAAUUUAGUCCAAUGAGCGCUCCCACGUCUAUUCCGGUGGACGUCAAACCUAGCCGCAUUGGUAACAGACAACAACCUAUUAACAUUUACAACGGUCAAAUUAGCAUGUCAUUGCCUGUUGGUAGCUGGCCUUAUGGCACAAGUGUUGAACAAAUUCAGCCAGGAUCUCUUCCGUAUUCUUCUGGUACCGACUUACAGAUGAUGUCUAAUUAUCUAGAUGCUGACGAAGCUGAUAAUCAUAAACAGGCGAUGCUAUCCGAGAAAAGACGACGUCGUAGAGAGUCACACAAUGCAGUUGAACGUAGAAGACGAGAUAAUAUAAAUGAAAAAAUUGCAGAACUUUCGACUCUCUUGCCAGAAAUGUAUAUUGAUUCUACAAACAAACCAAAUAAAGGCGUCAUCCUUCGCAGAUCUGUUGACUAUAUUCGUGAUCUCCAACGAUUGUUACAAGAAAACAAUAGAUUAUUAGAAGAACAUCGUUUACGAAAUUCAGAGUUGGAGGCUAGGGUAAGAGACAUGUCAGCACCUAGAACUUCCAUGGAAGGUACCUCAGGGGGUUCUUCUGCAAAAAGAUCCGAUUUGAAUUCGUCAUCAUUAUCAAGUAGCAGUCUUGAUGGAUCCCCUCAGACACCUUCCUUGGGUAGUAAUAAUUUGAUAUCAUAA
Molecule: messenger RNA, 1113 nt
Organism: Acaulospora morrowiae
Lineage: Eukaryota; Fungi; Glomeromycota; Glomeromycetes; Diversisporales; Acaulosporaceae
Source: the annotation of a GenBank genome assembly